Molecule: messenger RNA, 7623 nt
Organism: Aedes albopictus (Asian tiger mosquito)
Lineage: Eukaryota; Metazoa; Arthropoda; Insecta; Diptera; Culicidae
Exons: 2
Coding region: 1057-7623 (2188 amino acids)
Biological process (GO): DNA integration
Molecular function (GO): nucleic acid binding
Source: RefSeq, a predicted model, not a curated record
UCGGCAAAGUUGUUUGGUAGGUAAACGGCUUACAGAUUAUUGGUCGUUUAAUUGGAAAUUCCACCACUAGGCGGCGCUAGUGAGCAAAUAAACUUAAUAUCCUAUGUAUCUCGGGAACCUGAUAACUUAGAAAGAUGGUGUCUUCGACAAAGUUGUUUGGUAGGUGAAGUACUUACGGAUGAUUCGCAGUUUAAUUUGAAAUUUCAUCACUUGGCGGCGCUAGUGAGCACGUAAAUAUUAUAUAUUGUGUAUCUCUGGACCCUUAUUACUUAGAAAGAUAGUAGGGGUACUUACUAAACAGAUUGAAUUGCUGCGUAAGCCAUGAUUUUCUGUUUAUUUGAAAUGUUCAUGAUUAUGUGAAUGAAGUUGUAGCGGGAGGCGUUACAACCGUUAGUGCGACGAAGAAAAUAUUCAAUAGGGAUGGCGGAUAUUUGACGGAACGAUCCGUCACCGAACGCCAUCGUUUGUCAUCCGACAAUUGUCACGGCAUGAGUGGGGAAAAUGAAGAGAAAAAAAAAACAACAGAUGAUGGAAUGUAGUGAUGCAAAUUGUGCUAGAGCGGGAAUUUGAUUAAAUAUUGAAAUAGUCGAUAUCUUACGUGAAUUUACUAGUGGCAACUUGACCAAAUGAACUCUGUUAAUAGUUACUAGUUAGAUUCCAUGCACUAUUUCCCUGCUAGGGCUUUAUAUUUUGCGCUAAAAUUAGAACUUAAACUAUAUUUGCCAUGCAACAGUAAGUAAAACUACAUCCUAUUGUUAAACUUAAGACUAAGAACUUAAAAUCGACUUACUAGGUAUACUGACUAGAACGAUAAUUGGGCGGUAACAAGGACAGGGACGUUGAGACUAGAGUCACUGAAAUGUGAGUACAACACGAUAUGAAUGAUGAAUCAUGGGAUGUAAUUGGAAACUUUAUAUUUUAGCUUUAAAGCGUUUUGCUGAAUAAAUUAUGGAUUUCGCUACUAAGACAGUGACCCGUUUUUCCUGCGUCUUACACCGUGCCAACAAUCUUUAAAGAUUUCAACUCGUUGGAAUCGUGCUGCUGAGUAAGUACUGUAUGGUUCGUAGAGGUCAAACAGAGGGUGAAUUCACGAUGCCUACUACUACGCGAUCCGCGGCUAAAGCCAGCGCGGAGGAACAUCAGUGCAUUUGUGGGAUAUGCAAAAACCCCCACCACGUAGCAGAGAUGGUAGCUUGCGAGCGAUGUCGUCGUUGGUACCAUCGUACGUGUGCGGGAGUGGCUGAGAGUUUCAACGGCAGGUGGGCAUGCAAAGAUUGCAUCUCGAUGGUGACCAUCAGCGAAGCCUCAAUAUCAGGACGGACUAGCAGCACAUCCAGAUCUACACGGGUUCAGCUGCAACUAAUGCGAUUAGAGGAGGAGAAAAGGGCCCAGGAGAAGCUGAUUCUGGAGCAGCAGGAGCAGGAUCGUAUCCUACAGGAGAAGGCUCGGGCCGCAAAGGCUGCGCUGGAUAAGAAAUACCUGGACGAGAAGUAUGCUCUGCUUUUGGCCGAUGCCGAGGAUGAUGAUGCUGGGAGUCAUAGAAGUCGUCGCAGUCGUUCGAGCCGCAACAGCCAGGUGCAACAAUGGAUUCAUGGGCUGGAAGGAGCCGCCAAAGAAAACCCCGCUCCUGAAAAUGUCGACGAUAUCUUCCCUCCGAUUUCGGUUAGCAAUCACGUUAAUAUGCACGGUGGAGCGUGCGGUGGAGGAAUGCUAGCGAAGUACACUGGAACAGUUCCGAAAAUUCCACAAAAUCCGAUGAACGUAGCAGCGAGCAGGGAAAUAGAUCAGUUUUCGUCCAGGCCUGCAAUUGGAUGGGUCGCAGACAACGUUGGUACUGAGGGAAUGAGUACUACAGCCGGAAUGAAAGAGCCGAUCACAGCAUCAACCCCUAUUCGAUCGGAUGGUGUAGGUAGGCAGCCGACGGCGCGAAGUGUGAUACAAACGCAAUCAUCUAUGUACAUACAGCCAGUGUUGACACAGCCGGUGUAUACACAGUCGGUAUUUGCACAACGAAUGCAACCUCCACCCGCUCAGCCGAAGCUCGUCCCACGACCACCACUACCAACGUUCUUGUUCCAAGAACCAAUUUCAAGGCCAUCAGCUGAUCACGUACGUUCGUCGCUCCCGCCGAUAAGUGAGUCCCCGCUGCUACAGUCGAGAGUCGGACAAUGUACACAAUUGCCGUCAUCGAAUCCUGUACCACAACAGCCACAAACAUCUCGAACGUUGGUAUCGCCACCGUCACAGCCAUCGCAGGUAGUGCAGUCGUCGAUUGAAGCUUCCAUACAGUUAGCUGAGCAAAUAUCGAGCAUGCAACUACCACCAACGACAAGGGCGUCGUUCUCUCAGCUAUCGUCUCGGCAGCCGCACACACUGGCGUCGGCGAUGUGCGAUCAGCUCGUUGAGCAAUCGCAGCCUCCAUCUGUGUUGCGAGAAGCAAUUUCGUAUACCCCGCAACCACAGCACUCAUCCAAUCCGGAGAGAUUGGCCUCGCAAUCACCGAUCCAUCAGACGACGUCGUCAGUGUCGUUGCAACAACAGAACGAGCCAUAUGCUGCCCAGCUGCAGCAAAUGCAGAAUCAGCAGGCGAUGUGGGGCCAAUUCCAGCAGCAGUUGUCGGCCAGACAGGUAGUGCCGAAAGAGCUCCCUGUUUUUUCUGGUUGCCCAGAAGAAUGGCCACUUUUUGUGAGCAGCUUUCACAAUUCCACUGCAAUGUGUGGAUAUUCUCAAGCCGAGAAUUUUAUGAGACUCCAGAAGUGCCUCAAGGGUAGAGCACUAGAGGCUGUUCGGAGUAAUUUGUUGCUGCCCUCCUCGGUCCCGAAAGUAAUGGAGACUUUGGAGACAUUAUUCGGGAGCCCAGAGCGAUUAGUUCAGUCGCUGCUCAACAAGGUGCGCAGCGUUCCUACUCCAAAGGCCGAAAGGCUCGAGAGCUUGGUAAACUUUGGUUUGGUCGUACAGAACCUCGUUGGCCAUCUGAAGGCUGCCAACCAGCAAGCCCAUCUGUCCAAUCCAACCCUGCUGCAGGAGCUGGUGGAUAAGCUGCCGCCACACCUUCGAUUAGAUUGGGCUUUGUACAAAAGGAACGCUGGACUCAUCGAUUUGGGAACGUUUUGUGAUUACAUGAGUGCCAUCACGUCAGCCGCGAGUGAUGUGGCCCACUUCACCGAUUUCGAGGGACCUCGCACUGGCGGACACGAGAAGCAGAGGAAGGAUAAGGCCUACGUCAACGCUCACGUUUCUGCCGAACCACGAAGGAGCGAGCCGCAUGGAAAGAAGGUGGAGAGCCAGGAAAGACCUUGCUAUGUCUGCCAGAGCGUGAAGCACCGUAUCAGGGAUUGCAACAAGUUCAAGUCCUUGUCGUUCGGGGAUCGUAUGAAGGCGGUGGAAAACCAUCAACUUUGCUUGGUUUGCUUGGUGCCGCAUGGAAAGUGGUCCUGUAAAUCAACACGUACCUGUGGAAUUGGAGACUGCACCAAGAAGCAUCACCCAGCGCUGCACCCAAGUCAACAAUCGACGGCCAAACCAACGAAUUCUGAGAGUUCUGGAGCACGAUCGAAAUCGGACGCCGUCGUGAACAUCCAUCGGUGGAAUCACAAGACUACGAUGUUCCGUAUAGUACCAGUGGUAUUGCACGGAAGGGAAGCCAAGAUCUCCACCUUUGCAUUCCUCGAUGAAGGUUCAUCGUCAACACUGAUUGACCAGGAGGUAGCUGACCUGUUGAACCUUGACGGUAAACGGCAACCGUUGUGUUUGACAUGGACUUCGAAGGUUUCUCGUCACGAAACUGACUCUAGAGUGGUUUCACUGAGGAUUUCUGGGAAAGAAGACAGCGAAAGUUUCCCUCUGUCGGGUGUCAGCACUGUGCGUCAGCUGGAUCUUCCAAUACAGACACUACAGUAUGAUGAAUUGUCGCGUCGGUAUCCGUAUUUGGCCGGACUUCCGGUUAACAGCUACGAGGACGCUAUUCCAAGGAUCCUGAUUGGGUUGGACAACAUGAAGCUGUCGUUGCCUCUCAAGGUACGAGAAGGACGGCGCAGCGGACCAGUGGCAGCGAAAACAAGGUUGGGAUGGACUGUCUUCGGAAGCACUGACGGCACUAAAGUGGACUUUCGGUCCCCAGUAUUGCACAUCUGCAAGAGCACUGAGGAAACCGACCUGCACGACCUGGUGAAAGGUUACUUCGCAAUGGAGAACCUUGGCGUUUCCGUAGCGGAAGGACCAGAAGCAGAAGAAGAUCGAAGAGCGAAGGAGAUUCUACGGCGAACGACGAUCAAGCGUGCCGACGGGCACUACGAAACCGGGUUACUGUGGCGGUACGAUUCAGUGGAAUUACCAUCGAGCUACGGCAUGGCCGAACGUCGUUUGCUUUGCCUGGAGCGGAAGCUGAGAUCUAAUCCAGAUCUGCAAGCGAGCUUGGAAAGGCAAAUUUCCGAAUACCAGGAUAAAGGCUAUGCUCACAAAGCAACGCCUCAGGAGUUGGCAAAUAGUGAUCCGCACCGUACAUGGUAUCUUCCACUAGGAGUGGUAACGAACCCACGCAAGCCAGGGAAAGUGCGUAUUAUCUGGGACGCGGCCGCCAAGGCAAGUGGUGUGUCUCUCAAUGAUGUUCUAUUGAAGGGCCCAGACCUUCUUACGUCGCUUCCAGGGGUAUUGUGCCGUUUUCGUCAGCGAGAGGUGGCGAUUGCAGGUGACAUCCGCGAAAUGUAUCACCAGCUGAAGAUACGGAAGGAGGACUGUCAGGCUCAGCGCUUUCUUUACCGAAGCGACCCGUCUCAGAAACCGGACGUUUUUGUGAUGGAUGUGGCGACCUUCGGUUCGACUUGUUCGCCCUGCUCGGCGAACUUCGUGAAAAACAAAAACGCGCUGGAGUGGAAGGAAGAAUAUCCAGAAGCGUCAGCGGCGGUGAUAGAGAACCACUAUGUGGACGAUUACCUGGACAGUCGCGAUACGGAGCAGGACCUGGCAAUCUUGGCAUCAGACGUACGGCAAAUUCAGGCGGAGGCUGGAUUCGAGCUACGAAACUGGCGAUCGAACUCAAGAAAAGUGUUACAGUCUCUUGGAGAAGAUGCGGCGAUCCCAAUGAAAGAAUUCAAUGCCGACAAGGAAAGUCAGGUGGAACGUGUUCUAGGGAUGGCGUGGUUGCCGGCUGAAGAUGUGUUCGUGUACUACGUCAAGUUGCCGGACGACACUGAGCGUUCAGGUUCCUGCAAGGUCAUCACGAAGCGCAGUAUCCUGAGGUUUGUUAUGAGCGUGUUCGACCCGCUCGGACUGAUUUCGAACCUCCUCGUCCACGGAAAGGUGAUUGUACAAGACCUGUGGAGAGCUCAAGUAGGAUGGGACGACGCUAUCCCCGCAGAAAUAGAGCAGAACUGGAUUCGGUGGAUCGAGUACCUUUCCAAGUUGGAGAAACUUCGGAUUCCACGGUGUUAUUUUGCCGGAUACGAUCCGGAUAGUUUUCGUUCGUUGCAGCUCCAUAUUUUUGUAGAUGCAAGCGAGAGCGCUUUCGCUUGUGUCGCCUAUUUCCGCAUAGUCGAUCGUGGCCAGCCGAGAUGCGCUUUGGUAGCCUCAAAAGCCAAGGUGGCUCCGCUGAAGCCACUGUCAAUCCCACGAUUGGAGCUGCAGGCAGCAGUUAUUGGGAGCCGAAUAGCAAAAUCCGUCGCAGAGUAUCACACGCUGUCCAUAAAUCGCAGAUUCUUCUGGAGCGACUCUAAAACUGUACUUUCCUGGAUCGGUUCAGACGCCCGAAAGUAUCGCCAGUACGUAGCAGUACGGAUUGGCGAAAUCCUGGAUGAAACUCAACCUGAUGAGUGGCGCUGGGUGCCCACAAAACACAACGUUGCGGAUGAAGCCACCAAAUGGGGGAAACGCCCAGCUUUUCAUCCGGACAGUCGAUGGUUCACGGGACCGGACUUUCUUUUCCAGCCGGAAAAUGAGUGGCCACAGCCACAGAUACCAUUAGCGAACACGGAAGAAGAACUACGAGUCGUAAAUGUGCAUCGUGCAGAGAUAAUGGAACCGUUCAUCGAGUGCGACCGGUUCUCCAAAUGGGAACGAAUACUCCGUACCACAGCAUAUGUGUAUUCGUUCAUUGAUCGAUGCCGGAACUUCGGUAAGCAAGGAGCUUCGCGAAUCAAACAUGGAUUGACGCAGGACGACAUGCAGCGAGCAGAGAAAGCUUUGUGGCGGCUUGCACAAGCCGACGCCUACGCCGAAGAGAUAAACGUCCUGCGGAAACAGCAAGAAUCAGACGAACACAGUUCGUUGAAACUCGACAGAAGCAGCACGAUUCGUCAACUAUCACCAUUUUUGGAUAAGUUCGACGUGGUUCGUAUGGCGGGACGAACUGAAGCUUCGCCGGUGGCAAGUUACGAUGCGAAAUUCCCAGUAAUCUUGCCGAAACAUCAUCGCCUGACUGAACUUCUAAUCGACUGGUACCACAGACGAUUCGGCCACCAUAGCAACGAAACUGUGGUUAAUGAAAUUCGUCAGCGCUAUCACAUUUCCACUCUACGGACGGUGGUGCGCAAAGUUGCAAAGAAGUGUCAGUGGUGUACGGUUAACAGGGCGCUUCCUGAAGUACCCAGGAUGGCUCCUCUACCGGAAGCACGUGUCACUCCGUUCGUGCGACCAUUUUCAUUGGUCGGCAUUGAUUAUUUCGGCCCUUAUAUGAUAAAAAUUGGACGAAGUCAAGUGAAGCGUUGGGUGGCACUGUUCACGUGCUUAGUCGUUAGAGCGGUACACCUGGAAGUAGCCGCCUCAUUGUCUACCGAAUCAUGUAAGCUAGCUCUUCGGCGAUUCAUCGCUCGUCGCGGCGCACCGUUACAAAUCUUCUCCGACCACGGGACAAAUUUUGUUGGCGCCAGUCGGGAGCUGGCUGAUCAAGUAGCGGCAACGAACCAAGAGCUGGCGGAGACCUUCACGAAUGCUAACACCCGUUGGCUUUUCGUCCCUCCAUCUUCCCCGCACAUGGGCGGUGCCUGGGAAAGAAUGGUCAGAGCAGUUAAGGCAGCGAUGGAGUCGAUUAACCAUGCCCGUGCGCCGUCUGAAGAAGUAUUCAUAACAAUACUUUGUGAAGCAGAGUCAAUGGUCAAUUCCAGACCGUUGACAUACGUUCCUCUCGAAUCAUCGGAUCAGGAGGCUUUGACUCCAAACCAUUUUAUUCUCCUCAGUUCAAAUGGAAUCAAGCAGCCGGAGAAAGUUCCCACUACAGAAGGAGAAUCACUUCGGACCGGCUGGAACUUGUGUCGCUUUAUCCUGGAUCAGUUCUGGGCACGGUGGAUUCGGGAAUAUCUUCCGGAUUUGACUCGGCGAACCAAGUGGCACGAAGAGGUCAAGCCUAUUCAGGAAGGAGACAUAGUGUUCAUUGUUGGAGAAACGACUCGGAAUCGAUGGCCGCGAGGUAAGGUCGUGAAAGUUUUUCCAGGAAGGGAUGGUCGCAUCAGGCAGGUGGAUGUGCAGACGAGCUCAGGGGUUCUACGUCGUCCGGUGGCAAAACUCGCUGUGCUCAACGUUCUACCAACAGGUAAUCCUGCUGGAUCGGAGCAGCAUUACGGAGAGGGGAAUGUAGCGGGAGGCGUUACAACCGUUAGUGCGACGAAGAAAAUAUUCAAUAGGGAUAUUUGA